AUGGUAGCUGCCGGAGUUAUGGUGUCAUUGAUACCAGGGAUCGGCUCCACUUGGCCAUUAAUGAAGAGCCCAUUUUUCAGGCGAUCGAGUACUAUCAGCCUCCGCUUCAUCAGCGAAAACACCAAGCGACUUGAGCAGCAGGGGCACGCCAUUCGCCGUUAUUUUAACCACCCUGGUUACCAGAUCCAAGAAGAAGGCCAGGUUGAUCGCCAUGAUUACAGAGUCUUCUUGCUUGAUAAUACUGGCAAAAAGAUUUCGCCUUGGCACGAUAUACCCCUACACGUUGGCAACGGCGCGUUCAAUUUUGUUGCUGAAAUUUCUAAAGAUUCAAACUUGAGAAUGGAGCUUGCCACCGAUGAACUAUACACCCCUCUCAAACAAGAUAAAAUAAGGGGUAGAAUUUGGUAA
Messenger RNA from Coffea eugenioides, 408 nucleotides. Its product is annotated as soluble inorganic pyrophosphatase 6, chloroplastic-like. Bases 1 to 408 code for a protein of 135 amino acids. Lineage: Eukaryota; Viridiplantae; Streptophyta; Magnoliopsida; Gentianales; Rubiaceae. The transcript is spliced from 2 exons. Gene Ontology annotation, biological process: phosphate-containing compound metabolic process. Gene Ontology annotation, molecular function: inorganic diphosphate phosphatase activity; magnesium ion binding. Gene Ontology annotation, cellular component: cytoplasm. The record is from RefSeq and is a predicted model, not a curated record.